AGGGUUUCGUCACAUGGCUUGACUUGGUAACAUACUUGCAUCAUCAUGGUCAUGAGGAUAAACUCCCAUGGUAUCGCGGAAAGGAAUGGAGUUUUCUAAGGGGAGGACUAACACACGUAAUCGCGACUAUGGAUGGAUCUAUAACAUCCAUCAUAACAUCGGAACUCAUGUACCAAAUACGCAAUUUUUGAAAGCAAUUGCUUGCUUAAAGGCUUCGGCAGCGUACUGGAGGGGAAACAAAGAUCGUGAGAGCUUACAAAGAGUUUAUGGGAUAUCUUACCCUGACCAAAAGCGUCUGAAGGUUAUUUUUUUAAUCACUUGAAUGUUGAGUUAUAUA
Messenger RNA from Helianthus annuus (common sunflower), 337 nucleotides. RefSeq names its product threonine--tRNA ligase, mitochondrial 1-like. NCBI's taxonomy places the organism in Eukaryota, Viridiplantae, Streptophyta, Magnoliopsida, Asterales, Asteraceae. The record is from RefSeq and is a predicted model, not a curated record. Gene Ontology annotation, cellular component: mitochondrion; chloroplast. The transcript has 3 exons. The coding region runs from base 68 to 322 and encodes 84 amino acids. Gene Ontology annotation, biological process: threonyl-tRNA aminoacylation. Gene Ontology annotation, molecular function: threonine-tRNA ligase activity; ATP binding.